AAUUCUGCAAGUGGUUCUGAUUUACUAUCGCUGUUCUCUAGCUGGUCUAAAACCGAUUUUGACCUAAAGGGACGCUUUUUGGACGCCAUGGACGUUUCUCAGUUUCCAGGCAGAAAGAACAGUAAAAAUGCAGGCAGGGCACAGGACAAAGCACUCGGGACAAAAUGUAUGUGAAAUGGUUUGAUACAUGAAUGUCACUUUUUGUCAGUUUCAAAUUUCCCGCCAGUUCCGUCCCCCAUACGUCCCGACGCUCGCAGGGGAUGGAACCCAGAUGACAGAUGCCGACAUCCGCCGGAUUACAUUGCCGGGGACACUGCAGGAGGGACAU
Staurois parvus is the source of this 328-nucleotide messenger RNA. The record is from the annotation of a GenBank genome assembly. Lineage: Eukaryota; Metazoa; Chordata; Amphibia; Anura; Ranidae.